UCACGAGUCUUUGCAUGGUGGUGACGUUUGCAUGCAUAAAUGGUUGCAUUCAUCACAUAUGGUGGUCUGUAAGUUUCAUAUUGCCUCAAGUGCUUCUAGUGUGACAAACUUGUUGUUUGCCGUAGUCACGCAUUCGUCUAGUUUACUCUCUAAUAGGUGAGUGUCCUGACGAAUCGGAGGGGAUUGGAGGAGGUUUGUUUAUUGACGAGCAGCCGGCGGAAAGGUUUGAGAUCUGUGCUGCGACCAACUACACAUUACAAGUGCAUGGAUCGUAUGAUGUCAAGCGGCUCACAUGUCACAGACUGAACCGCACGAAUGUGGUGAACGAGUACACCUACUGGAUCAGUAGCAAGGCAUGCGGUGAGGACGACUGCUGUAGCAUUGUUGGAGCUCCUCAAGCCACUUGUUCGAACAGUAGUCUCAAUAUCACAACGAAAAUGACGAUACAGUGUUGCUGUGAUGCUGCAAAGACCGGGUCUGGGUUGGAAGUAGUGGCAGGAGAGCCAGUCAGUUGUGAUGAACUCCGGCCUCGUGUUGAGGGAAAAAUCGAAGAACAAAAUAUCAUGGAUCUGACUGAUGCCACAAGGGAACAGAUUGCGUCAAGACUUAGAGAGGGUGAGGACCUGGAGGAUCUGGUUACUAUCAAGAGGGUGGCUAUGGAGGUUUCCGAUGUGGAGAUAAACUGUAGGGAAGGGUACAGGUUGAGUCGUGAUGGGCAGACGUGUGAAGAGUGUGUGCGUGACUCGAUGUUCUGUCGUUCAUCUGAAGACGCGGAGGUGUGCAGCAGCCAUGGAGAGUGUGAGUGUGGUGAGUGCCAGUGCCAGGAGGGAUGGCAGGGCAGGUUCUGUGAUUGCACGACAGAAAUUUGUCCGAGUGACGAAUCGGGUCGAAUUUGUAGUGAACAUGGUGACUGUAUCCUCCAGAACUGCAGUCAGCCGAGAUGUGAGUGUCACCACAGAUGGUAUGGUGACCUGUGUGAGUGCAGUGAUGUCCGCUGUCCUCGGGGUACCAAUGGAUGGAUGUGUAGCAGUCGAGGUACCUGCACAUGUGGCAGAUGUGAUUGCCCGGAGGGAAUUCUUGGGCUCGCCUGCGAGAGUUGCCGUCAAAUUGAGGACAUUCCUGGAAGAGUAGUUCUAACUGGUGGUCCCGGAGCACAAUACACUGACUGUUUCUAUACGUGUUCUCCAAGGAGUACAAACCGAGUGCUGGUGAAGGUGGUGGCUGUAGGACGACACUGUAAGAGUGCAGAUGUUACCAUUUCCAGUGGUAGAUGCAACAACAAGACGGACUCCAGCUCUCUGUGCAAUGAUGAGUCCGUGUUCUAUCUCUCAACAUCUAAUUGUCUGUGCUUCACCUUCCGCAGGCCAGUAGGAUUGAAAGUAGAGCUGAAGUUUGCAUCUCACGAUGGACGUCUCGCGCCUCUCGUCGAUUUCCUUUUCAAGAACAACAUGUUAGAGGAAUAUGCAAUGGAUGCAGACGGCUGGUCCCGACUCGAACUCAUUCUGCUGUAUCCAUCAAGAGCUGAUACGACACGAUCCACCAAACCAUUUUUCGACAUGCUCCCAAAGGUGUACCAAGAUCUGCUGAAAAGCUUCAAGUAGUUAGUCGAGCAGUACAUACCCUAAUUAGUGAAACUAAACAGUCACUGCUCGUCCAUAAGUUGAGACCUCGGGUUGACAUUAUGUGUUGUAAGGUAGAGGUUAGCCAUAAUACUACACACCAGUGUUGUUUUAAUUUGUAUAGUUGAUGUAGUGGGAUCAGACAAGAAUAACCAACUGCAAAUAGGCGUAUCACCUA
Messenger RNA from Corticium candelabrum, 1797 nucleotides. Its product is annotated as delta-like protein 1. The transcript has 3 exons. Gene Ontology annotation, molecular function: integrin binding. The coding region runs from base 438 to 1601 and encodes 387 amino acids. The record is from RefSeq and is a predicted model, not a curated record. Gene Ontology annotation, biological process: cell adhesion mediated by integrin; cell migration; integrin-mediated signaling pathway. Gene Ontology annotation, cellular component: cell surface; focal adhesion; integrin complex. Lineage: Eukaryota; Metazoa; Porifera; Homoscleromorpha; Homosclerophorida; Plakinidae.